AUGAACAAUCAUCAACUGGAAUUGGCAAAGCAGCUACACAAAGAGGGAAAUCUCUUCUACUGUACCUGUAGGAUCCUGCCUUGACUUGGACCAUCUAGUCCCCUGCUUCCUGCUCCUGGGAGGUACCAGGAUUCCAUACCACUGACUCUAACUGCUCCUUCAUGCCUAGACCUUGCACUGCUUUCUGAGUACACCACUGCCUAUUCUUAGGUGCACCCUACUUUUGCUCAUCCUACACUUCUAUUUCUUCCCUGUGGCACGAUGCAUAAAAGAUGGAAAAAGUACUGCAGCCAGAAGUCUUUGAAUGAGGCAUCAAUGGAUGAAUAUUUAGGCAGUUUAGGGCUGUUUCGAAAACUGACUGCCAAGGAUGCCUCUUGCCUCUUUCGGGCUAUUUCAGAGCAGUUAUUUUGUAGCCAGGUCCAUCAUUUACAAGUCAGGAAGGCUUGCGUCUUAUAUAUGAAGGAGAAUCAACAAACUUUUGAGUCUUAUGUGGAAGGAUCUUUUGAGAAAUACCUGGAACGUUUGGGAGAUCCCAAGGAAAGUGCUGGCCACCUGGAAAUACGAGCUCUUUCUCUCAUUUAUGAUCGGGAUUUCAUUCUUUAUCGCAGUCCUGGAAAGCCACCAACUUACGUCACAGAUAAUGGCUUUGAAGACAAGAUUGUACUCAGCUAUACAAAUAAUGGUCAUUAUGAUUCUGUGUACUCAAAACAAUUUCAGACAAGUGCAGCCAUUUGUCAGGCUGUACUGUAUGAAAUGCUAUAUAAAGAUGUAUUUAUCGUAGAUGAAGAAGUGUUGGAAACUGCAAUUAGUUUGUUUCGAAGUGGUUCCAGGAAGAAUAGAAACAAUGCUGUGACUGGAAGUAAGCAUGCUGAUACUGAUCCGAAGAGUUCAACUCAGGAUAGGACUGAAGAGUGUGUAGCCUACUGCAGUGUUGAAAAUAUCCCAGAGGGAUGUACUCAAGGAUCAGAAGAACCAAAGUCUCCAGAAAAUCUGCCAAAGUUGCUCUUCCCCUUUAAGGUGCUCAAAGCCCUCGAUCCAGAAAUCUAUCGUAAUGUAGAGUUUGAUGUUUGGUUAGAUAGCAGAAAAGAACUCCAGAAAUCAGAUUACCUAGAGUAUGCUGGGAGACAGUAUUAUUUGGGAGACAAGUGUCAGGUUUGCUUGAAAUUAGAUGGAAAAUACUAUAAUGCUCACAUUCAGGAAGUAGGAAAUGAGAAUAACUCAGUAACAGUUUUCAUUGAAGAACUGGCAGAAAAGCAUGUUGUUCCACUGGCUAAUUUAAAACCAGUUACCCAAGUGGCAUCUGUUCCUUCCUGGAAUGCUGUACCAAGUCGGAAAGGAAGAGGCUACCACAAAAUACCUGGGAGCUAUGUCCCGGAAAUAGCUAUGUCCGAGAUGAGCAUAAAGCAGCGGAAGAAGAGCUUCAAAAAAGGUCGAGGGAAGGAGGUCUAUAUGAAUAUGGCUUAUAGCAGAGGAGAGCCCAUGCUCCCACCUCGGCUUCACCAUGGAAUGCGUUACGGACAUGGUCCGCCGCUGCAGUACUCUCAGCUGGCUGGCAAUGUUCCAGCUCCAGUCUUACCUAACUGUGCAGCAGGUGAUCAAUCUAGUAGUACCUCAUCCGUGUCCUCACAGAAUUGUUUACAGCCUGUGUUUGUCACUCCACCUACACACGGCAAGCCAGGUGCUAUGGCCUCUCUGCCACCACCACCACCUCUGCCACCACUACCACCACCUCCACCACUUCCUCCUCCCCCUCUUGAGGUAGGAGAAGCUUCUAACCUACCACCACCACCUCCACCUUAUUCAUGUGAUCCGAAUGGAAGUGAUCUGCCUCAAGAUAUAAAAGUUUUGCAGUAUUAUUUCAACCUGGGAUUGCAGUGCUAUCACCACAACUACUGGCAUUCUACAUUCUACAUGCCACAAAUGCAGCCACAGCAACUUCCAAUCUUCACUGAGUCACCUCUGGUAGAGCAAACUGUUCCUCACUUAUACAAUGAGGUAGAGACCGCCGAUGGCACACAGGCAGAAGCAUCGACAAAUAAUACUUUUCCAAAUGCUGACCCUGCAUCUGUCCCUCAUGGAACAGUUUAUUAUCCAGUAAUGUCAGAUCCUUAUAGACAGCCACCUUUGCCAGGUUUUGAUUCCUGCUUUCCUCUUGUGCCAGAUUAUCCCUAUGUUACCACCUGGCAUCCAGUUGGUGCAACAUAUGGUGGUUCUUCACAAAUCCAUGGUGCUAUAAAUCCUGUCCCAGUUGGCUAUACAGCUUCACCUCACUUGGCUUCUCAUUAUAUACCUCAGAAUAUGUAA
Molecule: messenger RNA, 2304 nt
Organism: Dipodomys ordii (Ord's kangaroo rat)
Lineage: Eukaryota; Metazoa; Chordata; Mammalia; Rodentia; Heteromyidae
Product: putative bifunctional UDP-N-acetylglucosamine transferase and deubiquitinase ALG13
Biological process (GO): protein deubiquitination
Molecular function (GO): cysteine-type deubiquitinase activity
Source: RefSeq, a predicted model, not a curated record